AACCAGAGAGACAGAAUCGCUUAACCCACAAAUAAUCCCAGGGUUACCCUCUUCAUUUGCCACAAAUAGAAACUGCUGCAAAAUUCACACACAAAAAUUUCCAAACCCAAAACUAAGACAAACACAGAAUACACACACAGCGACAGAAAAAUUAACAGAAAAACAAAUUCAAACCACCAUAGAGAGAUAUAUGGAGAGAGAAUAGAAUAGAAUAGAUUAUGUAAUGCAUCAGAAGAAAUCAGAGGUUCAGAUCGGAAAAGAAAGCAUUGGCGUCUCUUCCGAUUUCAAUCCAACACCACCACUUCAAUACCCAUCUUCAAUUCACCAAAAACACCACCAUCAUCCUCAUCAUAAUCACUACCAUCAUCAAUUUUACCCACAAAUCAUUGAACCCUCAUCUUCACCUUACAAGAGACCCCAAUUAACUCAACCCUCUGAAAAAUCCCAACCGCCACAACAACAACAACCGCCGUUAAAGCCUCACAACGCCGCCUUCUUUUCCGUCACAAUCGCCGCCUUCAGCCUCCUCCGCCGCCUCAAGCACCUCCGCGCCAUCCUCCUCCUCUCGCUCCCAUUCUUCUACAUCAACUUCCUCGUCUCUCGUUCCUUCCUCUUGGACUUUCUCUCAGCCUUGGCUCUUCUCUUCUCUCUCCACCUCGCUUUUUCCCUCCCCUUUUCAAUUCGCUCCUUCCCCAUCAAACUCAAAUGCUCCUCCGCCAUCUUCCGCCGCCCUCCGCCGCCGCUCCCGGUGUUCUGGACCAUCGGGUCGCGGCACAAGCCGGAUAAGAGGGUCGCCACCUCAGGGUGCUGGGUUCAGGUGUAUGGAAACGGCGACGUUUAUGAGGGUGAGUUUCAUAAGGGUAAGUGUUCAGGGAGUGGGGUGUAUUACUAUAGCAUGAGUGGGAGGUAUGAAGGUGAUUGGGUUGAUGGGAAGUAUGAUGGGUUUGGGGUGGAGACUUGGGCUAGGGGUAGCCGGUACCGGGGGCAGUAUCGGCAAGGGUUGAGACAUGGUUUUGGUGUGUAUAGGUUUUACACUGGUGAUGUUUAUGCUGGUGAGUGGUCUAAUGGCCAGAGUCAUGGGUGUGGAGUUCAUACUUGUGAAGAUGGGAGUAGGUAUGUUGGAGAGUUCAAAUGGGGUGUUAAGCAUGGCAUUGGCCGCUACCAUUUCAGAAAUGGAGAUACAUACGCGGGUGAAUAUUUUGCGGACAAGAUGCAUGGGUUUGGGAUAUAUCGUUUUGCAAAUGGCCAUCGUUAUGAAGGAGCCUGGCAUGAGGGAAGAAGGCAAGGACUUGGAAUGUAUACAUUUAGAAAUGGCGAAACCCAACAUGGUCACUGGCAAAAUGGAGUCCUUGAUAUUCCAAGCACACAGAAUACCACUUAUCCAGUUUCUCCUGUUGGUGUUUAUCAUUCCAAAGUACUCAAUGCGUUGCAGGCACCAAGACGAACAGCAGAGAAAGCCUAUGAUGUGGCCAAGGUAGAUGAAAGGGUGAACAGAGCAGUAGCAGCUGCUAAUAGAGCAGCUAAUGCAGCUAGAGUAGCUGCGGUCAAGGCUGUGCAAAAGCAAAUGCAUCAUGUUAAUAGUGAAAGCUUCCAAAUUCCUGUUGUGUAAAACCAUCAACUGCUGCUUUUAUAUUAGUAGAGAAGCUUGAGAUUGUUGGAGAGGAUGGUGGCUACACUAGUUUAAACAGCUUCAUACCUAUUGCAAUCAUCUCUUUGGCUUUAUGCUUUCUCUAAAUUGAACUUUGAUUAUUGGCUCCUAGAACCUUAUCCCCAGGUAGCAGGCUGAAAGCAAGCAGAUUUGUUAUCUAUCUGCUACGGGCCUUGUAUAGAGGGAGGAAGGGUAAUGGCACCCACAUGGUAAAACUAUUCUAUAGAUAAUUUUUCAUUUUGUCCCCUUUUACUACAUUUUUGUAAAUUUUUGCAAAUGUAAAUACUAGUGUGCAGGUGAAACCUUGAACCGGCUACUGUUGUAUUAUCUCUUGGUAAAAUAAGGAGAGGAGAAACAUAUAUUAAAAUGUUUUUCCCCCAACUUGAAGUUAUUUGCUUUA
Messenger RNA from Gastrolobium bilobum, 2048 nucleotides. RefSeq lists its product as uncharacterized. Bases 224 to 1609 code for a protein of 461 amino acids. The record is from RefSeq and is a predicted model, not a curated record. The transcript has 3 exons. Lineage: Eukaryota; Viridiplantae; Streptophyta; Magnoliopsida; Fabales; Fabaceae.